This is a messenger RNA of Adineta steineri, 393 nucleotides long. NCBI's taxonomy places the organism in Eukaryota, Metazoa, Rotifera, Eurotatoria, Adinetida, Adinetidae. The record is from the annotation of a GenBank genome assembly.
AUGAAUGUCGAACGACAUAAUCACGCAGCAUCCACGUUAACAAAUGGAUCUAUAUUAGUUACGGGUGGAUCCAAUGGUACCACUUUUCUUAAAAGUGCUGAGUUGUACAAUCCAUCAACAGGCACUUGGACAACUACAGGAAACAUGAAUGUUGCACGAAGAGAUAAUACAGCAUCCACAGUAUCAAAUGGGUUAGUAUUAGUUGCUGGUGGAUACAAUGGUUAUUUUCAUAAUAGUGCUGAAUUGUACAAUCCAUCAACAGGUACCUGGACAACUACACCAAACAUGAGUAUAGCACGAGAGUAUCACACAGCAUCCACACUAGCAAAUGGGAAAAUAUUAGUUACUGGUGGAGACAACAGUGGUUCACUCAAUAGCGCUGAGCUUUAUUAA